AAGAGAUAAAGAUAGACUCAGUGGGAAGCAACUUUGUCUCUCUGAGCUGGGGCAGACCUGCUGGUAUGGACGAGAUCCCUCACAGUUUUAAAGUUACCUAUUCAAACUCUGUCAAGGACAACACUCUUUCCACCACUGCACCUUCCAAUUCCACUCUCAUCUCUAAGCUGAGGCCUGGGAUACAUUAUAGCUUCACAGUCACCACAGUGCUGGAGAACGGGACCCAGGGCACGCCUGUUUCAGCAGCUGUCUUCACCAAACCAACCCCUCCUGGAAAGAUAAAGAUAGACUCAGUGGGAAGCGACUCUGUCUCUCUGAGCUGGCGCAGUCCUGCUGGUAUGGACGAGAUCCCUCACAGUUUUAAAGUCACCUAUUUAAGCUCUGUCGAGGACAACCCUCUUUCCAUCACAGCAUCCUCCAAUUCCACAGUCCUUUCUGAUCUGAUACCUGGGAGAGAGUACACCUUCACAGUCACCACAGAGCUGGUGAAUGGGAUCCAGAGCACACCUGUUUCAACAUCUGCCUGCACCAGAACCUCGGAGAUGUCACCAGAGAAGAGCGUGCCAGGUGAGGGGGCUCGAGAGACUGAACUCCAGGUAGAAAUGAAGAAAACGCAGGUCAGCCAAAUCACUCACUUUCCUGAGGACACCAGAGAAGUGCCCAGCUCAGAGAGAACUCUGGACACUACACCCAUCAUCCCAAAUCCUCAAGACCAGGAUAAACCUGAAGGUCCAGCAGACACAUCGCCUGUCACCUCCACUGGUCAAAGGAUCCAGAGCAUGCCUGCUUCAAGAUUUCUCUGUACAAAACCGUCCCCUCCUAAAGAGAUAAAGAUAGACUCAGUGGGAAGCAACUUUGUCUCUCUGAGCUGGGGCAGACCUGCUGGUAUGGACGAGAUCCCUCACAGUUUUAAAGUUACCUAUUCAAGCUCUGUCAAGGACAACACUCUUUCCAUCACUGCACCCUCCAAUUCCACUCUCAUCUCUAAGCUGAGGCCUGGGAUACAUUAUAGCUUCACAGUCACCACAGUGCUGGAGAACGGGACCCAGGGCACGCCUGUUUCAGCAGCUGUCUUCACCAAACCAACCCCUCCUGGAAAGAUAAAGAUAGACUCAGUGGGAAGCGACUCUGUCUCUCUGAGCUGGCGCAGUCCUGCUGGUCUUGAUGAGAUCCCUCACAGUUUUAAAGUCACCUAUUUAAGUUCUGUCGAGGACAACCCUCUUUCCAUCACAGCACCCUCCAAUUCCACAGUCCUCUCUAAUCUGAUACCUGGGAGAGAGUACACCUUCACAGUCACCACAGAGCUGGAGAAUGGGAUCCAGAGAACCUCGGAGAUGCCUUCAGAGAAGAGCGUGCCAGGUGAGAGGGCUCGAGAGGCUGAACUCCAGGUAGAAAUGAAGAAAACGCAGGUCAGUCAAAUCACUCACUUUGCUGAGGACACCAGAGAAGUGCCCAGCACAGAGAGAACUCUGGACGCUACACCCAUCAUCCCAAAUCCUCAAGACCAGGACAAACCUCAGGGUCCAGCAGACACCACGCCUGCCACCUCUACUGGUCAAGGGAUCCAGAGCAUGCCUGCUUCAAGAUUUCUCUGUACAAAACCGUCUCCUCCUGGAGAGAUAAAGAUAGACUCAGUUGGAAGCAACUCUGUCUCUCUGAGCUGGGGCAGUCCUGCUGGUAUGGAUGAGAUCCCUCACAGUUUUAAAAUCACCUGUUCAAGCUCUGUCGAUGACAAAAGUCUUUCCAUCACUGCACCCUCCAAUUCCACUCUCAUCUCUGAGCUGAGACCUGGAAGAGAGUACAGCUUCACAGUCACCACAUUGCUGGAGAAUGAGACACAGAGCACGCCUGUUUCAGCAGCUGUCUGCACCAAACCAACCCCUCCUGGAAAGAUAAAGAUAGACUCAGUGGGAAGCGACUCUGUCUCUCUGAGCUGGCGCAGUCCUCCUGGUCUGGAUGAGAUCCCUCACAGUUUUAAAGUCACCUAUUUAAGUUCUGUCGAGGACAACCCUCUUUCCAUCACAGCACCCUCCAAUUCCACAGUCCUUUCUGAUCUGAUACCUGGGAGAGAGUACACCUUCACAGUCACCACAGAGCUGGUGAAUGGGAUCCAGAGCACACCUGUUUCAACAUCUGCCUGCACCAGAACCUCAGAGAUGCCUUCAGAGAAGAGCGUGCCAGGUGAGGGGGCUCAAGAGGCUGAACUCCAGGUAGAAAUGAAGAAAACGCAGAUCAGCCAAAUCACUCACUUUGCUGAGGACACCAGAGAAGUGCCCAGCUCAGAGAGAACUCUGGACGCUACACCCAUCAUCCCAAAUCCUCAAGACCAGGACAAACCUCAGGGUCCAGCAGACACAUCACCUGUCACGUCUACUGAUCAAGGGAUCCAGAGCAUGCCUGCUUCAAGAUUUCCCUGUACAAAACCGUCUCCUCCUGGAGAGAUAAAGAUAGACUCAGUGGGAAGCAACUCUGUCUCUCUGAGCUGGGGCAGUCCUGCUGGUAUGGACAAGAUCCCUCACAGUUUUAUAAUCACCUAUUCAAGCUCUGUCAAGGACAACACUCUUUCCAUCACUGCACGCACCAAUUCCACUCUCAUCUCUAAGCUGAGACCUGGGAGAGAGUACAGCUUCACAGUCACCACAUUGCUGGAGAAUGGGACACAGAGCACGCCUGUUUCAGCAGCUGUCUGCACCAAACCAACCCCUCCUGGAAAGAUAAAGAUAGACUCAGUGGGAAGCGACUCUGUCUCUCUGAGCUGGCGCAGUCCUGCUGGUAUGGACGAGAUCCCUCACAGUUUUAAAGUCACCUAUUUAAGCUCUAUCGAGGACAACCCUCUUUCCAUCACAGCACCCUCCAAUUCCACAGUCCUUUCUGAUCUGAUACCUGGGAGAGAGUACACCUUCACAGUCACCACAGAGCUGGUGAAUGGGAUCCAGAGCACACCUGUUUCAACAUCUGCCUGCACCAGAACCUCAGAGAUGCCUUCAGAGAAGAGCGUGCCAGGUGAGAGGGCUCAAGAGGCUAAACUCCAGGUAGAAAUGAAGAAAACGCAGGUCAGCCAAAUCACUCACUUUGCUGAGGACACCAGAGAAGUGCCCAGCUCAGAGAGAACUCUGGACGCUACACCCAUCAUCCCAAAUCCUCAAGACCAGGACAAACCUCAGGGUCCAGCAGACACCUCGCCUGCCACCUCUACUGGUCAAGGGAUCCAGAGCAUGCCUGCUUCAAGAUUUCUCUGUACAAAACCGUCUCCUCCUGGAGAGAUAAAGAUAGACUCAGUGGGAAGCAACUCUGUCUCUCUGAGCUGGGGCAGUCCUGCUGGUAUGGACAAGAUCCCUCACAGUUUUAAAAUCACCUAUUCAAGCUCUGUCGAUGACAAAAGUCUUUCCAUCACUGCACCCUCCAAUUCCACUCUCAUCUCUAAGCUGAGACCUGGAAGAGAGUACAGCUUCACAGUCACCACAUUGCUGGAGAAUGAGACACAGAGCACGCCUGUUUCAGCAGCUGUCUGCACCAAACCAACCCCUCCUGGAGAGAUAAAGAUAGACUCAGUGGGAAGCGACUCUGUCUCUCUGAGCUGGCGCAGUCCUGCUGGUAUGGACGAGAUCCCUCACAGUUUUAAAGUGACCUAUUUAAGCUCUGUCGAGGACAACCCUCUUUCCAUCACAGCACCCUCCAAUUCCACAGUCCUCUCUAAUCUGAUACCUGGGAGAGAGUACACCUUCACAGUCACCACAGAGCUGGUGAAUGGGAUCCAGAGCACACCUGUUUCAACAUCUGCCUGCACCAGAACCUCGGAGAUGUCACCAGAGAAGGGCGUGCCAGGUGAGGGGGCUCGAGAGACUGAACUCCAGGUAGAAAUGAAGAAAACGCAGGUCAGCCAAAUCACUCACUUUUCUGAGGACACCAGAGAAGUGCCCAGCUCAGAGAGAACUCUGGACACUACACCCAUCAUCCCAAAUCCUCAAGACCAGGACAAACCUGAAGGUCCAGCAGACACAUCGCCUGUCACCUCCACUGGUCAAAGGAUCCAGAGCAUGCCUGCUUCAAGAUUUCUCUGUACAGAACCGUCUCCUCCUGGAGAGAUAAAGAUAGACUCAGUGGGAAGCAACUCUGUCUCUCUGAGCUGGGGCAGUCCUGCUGGUAUGGAGGAGAUCCCUCACAGUUUUAAAGUUACCUAUUCAAACUCUGUCAAGGACAACACUCUUUCCAUCACUGCACCUUCCAAUUCCACUCUAAUCUCUAAGCUGAGGCCCGGGAUACAUUAUAGCUUCACAGUCACCACAGUGCUGGAGAACGGGACCCAGGGCACGCCUGUUUCAGCAGCUGUCUUCACCAAACCGUCCCCUCCUGGAAAGAUAAAGAUAGACUCAGUGGGAAGCGACUCUGUCUCUCUGAGCUGGCGCAGUCCUCCUGGUCUGGAUGAGAUCCCUCACAGUUUUAAAGUGACCUAUUUAAGCUCUGUCGAGGACAACCCUCUUUCCAUCACAGCACCCUCCAAUUCCACAGUCCUUUCUGAUCUGAUAUCUGGGAGAGAGUACACCUUCACAGUCACCACAGAGCUGGUGAAUGGGAUCCAGAGCACGCCUGUUUCAACAUCUGCCUGCACCAGAACCUCAGAGAAGAGCGUGCCAGGUGAGAAGGCUCAAGAGGCUGAACUCCAGGUAGAAAUGAAGAAAACGCAGAUCAGCCAAAUCACUCACUUUGCUGAGGACACCAGAGAAGUGCCCAGCUCAGAGAGAACUCUGGACGCUACACCAAUCACCCCAAAUCCUGAAGACCAGGACAAACCUCAGGGUCCAGCAGACACAUCACCUGUCACCUCUACUGAUCAAGGGAUCCAGAGCAUGCCUGCUUCAAGAUUUCCCUGUACAAAACCAUCUCCUCCUGGAGAGAUAAAGAUAGACUCAGUGGGAAGCAACUCUGUCUCUCUGAGCUGGGGCAGUCCUGCUGGUAUGGACAAGAUCCCUCACAGUUUUAUAAUCACCUAUUCAAGCUCUGUCAAGGACAACACUCUUUCCAUCACUGCACGCACCAAUUCCACUCUCAUCUCUAAGCUGAGACCUGGGAGAGAGUACAGCUUCACAGUCACCACAUUGCUGGAGAAUGGGACACAGAGCAUGCCUGUUUCAGCAGCUGUCUGCACCAAACCAACCCCUCCUGGAAAGAUAAAGAUAGACUCAGUGGGAAGCGACUCUGUCUCUCUGAGCUGGCGCAGUCCUCCUGGUCUGGACGAGAUCCCUCACAGUUUUAAAGUUAGCUAUUUAAGCUCUGUCGAGGACAACCCUCUUUCCAUCACAGCACCCUCCAAUUCCACAGUCGUCUCUGAUCUGAGACCUGGGAGAGAGUACAGCUUCACAGUCACCACAGAGCUGGUGAAUGGGAUCCAGAGCAUGUCUGUUUCAACAUCUCUCUGCACAAAAACACAUAUAGAAGAUUUGCUGUGCAGGCUGGGACUGAAGAACUACUUCCCAGGCAAGAUUACAUUGAGUACUGUCCUUGAGAUCGGUAGAGAGAGUAUUACAGAUGAACCGAUUCAGUCACUAAACAAACUUCCCUGGUGCUUUCUGAAAAGACUCAUGAUGGUAAAUGUGACAGCUCGGAGUACCAAGUGCAGUGCUGCUGAGGCAGAUACAGACACAGCUUUGCAAGACCUUGAUAGUGUUCUUGAACUUAUUGGUAGUAAUGAUGGUCAAGACACAAAUAUAAUCAAUCCACUUGAUCUCUUAGCAGCACUCUUUCUGUGCUCAAAUAGCUUCCUGCAGCAGGAAAUGAUGUCAAAAAUGUCGAUGUGCCAGUUUGCUGUACCUCUCUUGCUCCCUGACUGCAGCACCAAUCAGUGUACAUUAAUGCUGUGGGCCAUGCGAGACAUUGUGAAGAAGUUUAGACCCAGUUCAUUAGCCGACUCAAAAGGGUUUGUAGAAGACAGUAUUGUCAGCACUGCCAUGCCAAUGAUCUCUUUUGUCAGGAUGGGUGACUGCAGUUUAUCAAAGUCUCAGAUUCUGAAUCAGGUUCUCAGCAACCCCCAGCAGUACCAUGAUGUCUUCAUCCAUCGUAAUAUGGAAAGUGGAAAUGUUCCACGGAGGAUUGCAAACGGUCUAGUGGAAAUAUGUUGGUACCUUCCUUGUGGAAAGAACAACUUGGACAUCUUUCCAGAACCUGUAGCUGUUGUCAACCUUCGUGGAGAUGUCCUUUCCUUUCAGAAACAGUUUUCCAUUUUAUGUCAAACAUCCUCAGCAGUCUUCAUAUUUUUUGACAGUAUUGCGGAGAGCGAGUGCAAUCUCUUGUCCUCUGCAGGAAAUAUUAAAGCCCAAUUGUUUUUGGUUGCAAAUUUUCCAAAUAAGACAGAGAAAAACAUAAACUCUCUGAAAGGCUUGGCAUCAAAAUUAAAAUUAAGUGGAAGUCAUUUCCUAUUUAAGAAACAGCAGACCAAUGAUGCAGAAUUUAUGACAAAACUGCGCUUAAUUAUGAAUGACAUCAUGGAAAACUGUCAACACAAAACAACCAUUGAAGACAUGUCUACUGUAGCACAUGAAUUGGGAAUUCGUGUAGAUGAAGACUGCACUGAAUGUCAGAAUGCUAAGAAAAGUGCUGCAGAAAUCACAUCUAGAAUCAACGAUGUGGUGCGAUAUAAAGAGGAUCAGUUGCCAUUGCAAGGGAAGCUUUGGAAGGAGCUGGCUAAAAUAGAAAAGGAGGAGUGCAGGCUACAGAAGACAGGAGACCAGCCUAUUGAAGAAUAUAAAGCCAGUCUGCAAAGUGAAAAACAGAAACUGAGACAACAACAAAGUAGUUAUGAUUUGUCUGAAGCAAUGCAGUGUUUCAUCGCUGCCAUAUCCACUGAAAGCAAAGAAGAACGAUCCUAUUUUCUAAAGUGGAUGAGGAUAAACUUGGAUGUUACGGCACGAAAUAAACUUUCCGGUCUUCGUGUUGAAUAUAAAGAAAAGUGUUGCAAGUUGUCAGAGAACAAAGAGAUAAUUGCAGCCCUGGAUAGACAAAUAUCAAACAGCUCUUUAGGAAUGGAACAUUUCAUGCGUGAGAUGGGGCAGCUUUAUGAAGCAGCGUGCUCCCUUCCUCCAAAUAAUGCAUUUCGUCUGCAAUUUCAAGAUCUUCCAAGUUUGGGAGCAGAUCUGCUGUUGGAUGGCUUCCCCCUUGAGCUGGUGGAUGGAGAUGCAUCAAAUAUCCCUCUGAGGUGGGUGUCUGAUGUUCUUAAAGAGCUCCACAGGAAAAGCCAACACAAGAGCAGGCUACUGGUUGUAACAGUGUUGGGAGUUCAAAGCACUGGGAAGUCUACCCUCCUCAACACAAUGUUUGGGGUUCAGUUUGCAGUUAGCAGUGGCAGGUGCACAAGAGGAGCCUUCAUGCUGUUAAUCAGAGUCAAAGAGGAUCUUAAAGAAGAGCUGAACUGUGACUUUAUCUUGGUAAUCGACACUGAAGGUCUAAAAUCUCCAGAGCUGGCACAACUGGAAGACAGCUACGAACAUGACAAUGAGCUUGCAACACUGGUCGUUGGAUUGAGUGACAUCACCAUAAUAAACAUUGCAAUGGAGAACUCCACAGAGAUGAAGGAUAUCCUACAGAUCGUGGUGCAUGCCUUUCUUAGAAUGGACAAAGUGGGAAAGAAACCAAAAUGUCACUUUGUGCACCAGAAUGUGGGGGAUGUGUCUGCUCAUGACAAAAACAUGCGGGACAGGAAAAUGCUUCUAGAACAGCUGAAUGAGAUGACACAGGCAGCUUCUAGAAUGGAGAAGCAGGAUAUUGACAGAAAAUUCACUGAUAUAAUGGAGUAUGAUCCAGAGAAAAAUAACUGGUACAUCCCAGGCCUGUGGCAUGGUAACCCUCCAAUGGCACCAGUAAACACUGGCUACAGUGAGACUGUGUAUCAGUUCAAGAAGAGCUUGAUUGAAGAUUUGAAAAAUGCCAACAAGCAAAAACCUCCUGCACCAGUUACAGAGUUCCUGGAGUGGGUGGGGAGUUUGUGGAAAGCCGUUAAAUAUGAGAACUUCAUCUUCAGCUUCAGAAAUAGUCUAGUGGCUGAGGCUUACAAUAAUCUGUGUGUUGAAUAUGGUAAAUGGGAAUGGGACUUCCAAAAGCACAUGUACAACUGGCUGGAGACGGCUAAGACAAAAAUUUCAAAUACCAAAAGCCAGUCCUCAAACCUUGAUGAGUUUCUCAACAGAUUACAAGAUGAGCUGGAAUCACAAGAAAAUAUAACUCUGGAUAAAUUGACUAAAUACUAUGAAAGUAAGGAUGGACGUGUUAACCUUGUAGAAAGCUACAGAGCAACCUUUGAGAUGAGCAUCAAAACUCUUAGGAUUGAAAUUAAAAACUCUGUGACAAACAAGUUGACAGCAGCUAUUGAUUUUCAAAACGGAAUGAAAAAGGUACACGAUGUCAAUGAAAAGCAUAAAGCAAUAUUAGAAGAAAAAGUGUUGCAACUGCUUGGAGUCUGCAGGGAAAGAAAUGAGGAUUUAUCCGAGGAGCAGCUGAAAAAGGAAUUUGAAAAGAUGUGGGAUGAGACAGCGAGGAGGCUGGACCUUAAAGGUUUAGAGAAGCGAGACAUUGUAUUAGAUGUUUUUAAUCAAUUGAGAAAGCAAUUAGAUAGACAUGGAGGUGGAGUUAAGAUGGUGAUAAAUCAGGCCAGCGAUUUGACUAAAUAUGGAGUGACCUCGUUUACAGUCAACGACAAAUACUUUGAACGUUGCUGGUUCAAGAAAAACAUAACUGAUGUUAUUGGCAUAACUGUGCAAAAGUUCAAAAAGGAGGAAGCAACUGAUAUAGCACAAUGUGUAAUAACAGAGAGCAGCCAGUUUGUGUCAGACAGAAAACACACUACAACUGACUACCACGAGACCUACACCAGAGAGUUGUUGGAAAUGAUAGACGGCAAGCUGAAGGAAAUUAAGAAACUGAACGCACAGUUUGAAGUUGAUCUGAAGCUGCACAUCUGUGGGUUUGCGGCCAGGGAAUUUCAACAGAUGCACGAAGAUUUUAUUAAGUUCAACAGCCCCCCGAAACAUCUGGAAAAGUCCAGGCCGCAGUACUGUGCUGACUUCAUAGAUCUUUACCGUGAGAAACAUCAGAGCCAAAAGAAGGCUGAAGAAUUCACUGAGCGCUGCCUCAAGCCUGCAGUGAGGGAGUAUGUCAACAAAGCCCUUGGGAUAGAUAUUGUAGAUGCAAUGCUGACUGGUGCAGACUCUGUGAAAUACAGCACCCGGUCAUAUUUCCAGCAUUCAAUUCUGAAGCAGUUACUGAAAGACAAUAAAUGCAAAAACUAUGUGUCAUACAUUAGAAACUACAAUAAUUUUGUCAAGAAGUGGAUAUUUGAUUGUAUUCUUGAGUUUUUUAAAUUCAACGGCCUUUCAGGUUUAGAAUUGAAACGUCUCGAAGCCAUAACCGAGAAAAUACAAGCAGCAGUGAAAAGGGCAGAAAACGAGGGAACCUCGACACGCAAUAUCAAAACCAUAUCGGGGUUUGUUGAAAAUGUCUGCAGUAUUCUGAGCAGCGAUAUUGUGAUUUCCACAGAUGAUCUUGGAUUAAAACUUAUUCAAGACAAAGCAAGUGUGAAGGAGUUCAUUGGGCAUCUUCAAUAUUACCUUAAACAAAUGAAGACAUCUCUAAGUGCCGAAUUUCCUCAAAGGUGUGAUAUCCAAAAGAAACUUAUCAACCUGCCAUUCAAGCCGCAGCACGAGCUGUUCAAGAGGGUAUUUGGUUGUGGAAAGCUGUGUCCGUUCUGCAAGGUCCCCUGUGAGGCAGGAGGCAAGGACCACAAAGAACACCACGCAUCAGUGCAUCGACCACAAGGGCUGGGGAGAUGGACAUAUUUCGUAUCUGAAAAACUAUGUGUAGAUUUAUGCUCAACUGAUGUGCACAGUGAAUGUACAUUUCAGAAUAGUGACACAGAGUGGGAGCCUCAUCCCUAUAAAGACUAUCGGAGAUUCUACCCUGACUGGAACAUUCCCCCAGAUCCCAGUAUCGAAGCCUCUGACUACUGGAAGUACGUGCUGACUACAUUUAAUGAAGAAUUUGCAGAGGAGUACAAGGCAAAGCCUGCUGACAUCCCAGCAGAAUGGAAAAAGAUAACAAAGGAACAAGCACUGAAGAGUAUAAAUGAGUUGUUUAAUAUGAAGUAAAUAAAAGCUAAAAGAAAAGUGUCAAAAUCCUCCCGAAUGUCAUGCUGGAACAGCAACUGAAUCAAAGAACAAGUUUCAGGACUGACGAAGCAAGUGAUUAGAGCAGGGGGGUCAAACUCAGCUCCUGGAGGGCCGCAGGGUCUUCUGACUUUCAUUCCACCCGAGCUCUCAAUUACUUAAUCAAUCUAAUUAUUUGAUUCAUUGGACACAUUUAACACUUCUCUCUCCAGGCCUCCAAAUGUUUCACAGGCCGUGUACCAUGAAUUUUGAAUCAAGCGCAUUUCUUAAGUCAUUAACUAUAAAAGACCUUGAAAAAAUAUGCAACCUGUCCAAUUCUACAAAUGAAUAGAUCAAUUAAGUUAAUUGAGAGAUUAAAUUGGAACGAAAACCAGAAGACCCUGUGGCCCUUGUGAAUUGGAGUUUGCCCCCCAGGAUUAGACUCUGGACCUUGUUUUGAAUUGAGUGAUUGAAAUUGAUGUGAAAGGAAUACAACUGUUCAAAAUGUUUGAAAAUUCAAAACAACCCUGUA
Molecule: messenger RNA, 10659 nt
Organism: Acipenser ruthenus (sterlet)
Lineage: Eukaryota; Metazoa; Chordata; Actinopteri; Acipenseriformes; Acipenseridae
Product: tenascin-X-like
Exons: 21
Coding region: 66-10130 (3354 amino acids)
Molecular function (GO): protein binding; GTP binding
Source: RefSeq, a predicted model, not a curated record